AUGGGGGGAGUAACAGUUUUGUUCUCCGGAGAUUUCAGACAAACUCUGCCUGUUGUCGUGCGGGGAACACGUGCUGACGAAGUAAAUGCUUCUCUGAAGAGAUCCAAGCUGUGGCCGACUGUAAAUCGUCUUUCAUUAACUACGAAUAUGAGAGUUAAUUUAGGGAAUGAACCAGAUUUGGAGGAAUUCGCCAGUGUUCUUUUACAUGUUGGGAAUGGGUCACUGAUAAAUGAAAGUGGAGUCAUUGUCAUUCCUCCGUCUCUGGGCACCAUAGUCACAUCUCAACAAAACCUCAUCGACAGUGUCUAUCCAGGAAUUGAAGGUAUAUUAAAUAUGGACAGUGGCUGGCUCUGUAACAAAGCAAUCUUGGCGCCAACAAACGAACAGGCCAACGAAUUGAACAUCAAGGUGAUGUCUCUUUUCACCAGCAAAGAACAGACGUAUACAUCUGUUAACACGGUUCUCAGCCAGGACGACGCCGUCCACUACCCUACUGAGUUCCUAGACUCUGUCACAGCCCCUGGAUUGCCGGCUCACGAGCUAACACUUAAAGUUGGAGCCCCAAUAAUGCUAUUGCGUAAUUUACAUCCACCGAAGCUGUGUAAUGGGACUCGCCUUCGUGUUCGUCGGCUACACAGAUAUGUCAUCGAGGCAGACAUCCUGACAGGAUGUGGAGCUGGGGAGGUGGUAUUUAUCCCCCGAAUACCAUUAAUCCCCAGCAACUACCCAUUCGAAUUUAAGCGCCUACAGUUUCCCGUCUCUGUAUGCUUUGCUAUGACCAUCAACAAAGCUCAGGGUCAGACACUGUCGACAGCUGGCGUUGAAUUAAAUAAAUCAGGAUGUUUUUCUCAUGGACAGCUAUAUGUUGCAUGUUCUAGAGUGCGAUCAUCGAGAAAUUUAUUCCUCCAUGCUCCAAAUGGUCGAACGGCCAACGUUGUUUACGAAGAAGCUUUUCGUUAA
Molecule: messenger RNA, 960 nt
Organism: Macrosteles quadrilineatus (aster leafhopper)
Lineage: Eukaryota; Metazoa; Arthropoda; Insecta; Hemiptera; Cicadellidae
Exons: 1
Coding region: 1-960 (319 amino acids)
Biological process (GO): DNA repair; telomere maintenance
Molecular function (GO): DNA helicase activity
Source: RefSeq, a predicted model, not a curated record